Messenger RNA from Eubalaena glacialis (North Atlantic right whale), 3918 nucleotides. It is a transcript of the gene PPP1R15B, whose product is annotated as protein phosphatase 1 regulatory subunit 15B. The transcript has 2 exons. The record is from RefSeq and is a predicted model, not a curated record. Gene Ontology annotation, molecular function: protein phosphatase regulator activity. Gene Ontology annotation, cellular component: endoplasmic reticulum; protein phosphatase type 1 complex. Bases 595 to 2724 code for a protein of 709 amino acids. Gene Ontology annotation, biological process: response to endoplasmic reticulum stress. NCBI's taxonomy places the organism in Eukaryota, Metazoa, Chordata, Mammalia, Artiodactyla, Balaenidae.
GAGAGUAAGGAAGCCGACAGGGACCUGAGCGAGGCCAAUCAGCGGCCACAAGGAAGAGUGCGGAAAGGCCCGCCCGCCUGAUCCUGCGAGUGACGUUCGGCGGCCCUGAGCUGGUGGCGUAGCCGUCCGCCAUCCUUCGUCUCGUCCGCUUGCCUGGAGGCGUCCUGCCUCGGCGCUGGCCCUGCGGCCAUUUUGGGCUUCGCUUCCACCCGCCCGCCGGCCCAGCCCUUCCGGGGUCGCUUAGCUGAGGGGCUUUUCCACGGUCCGUCUCUCCUGGCAAGUCGCCGCCGCCGCCUCCGCGGAAGGGCUCCUAUCUAUGGUGGAGAGGGCUGGAGAGGACUAGGACACCUCCUUUCCGCCAGGAUGGAUGUUGCCUCGGCCGCCGCGUCCUGUGCCCGCCGUUCCGGACUGUGGUCUGCCGCCCGCGGCCGAAGCCGCUCUCCUCUGUGGCUCUUCUGUUGGCCCGGGGAUCGGCCUGGGGCAUCAACUCCACCGCUGGGCAAGGCUGAGACUCUGUAGGCCUUUUGGAGUCCCUCCCGGCCGCCCGCCGCUGAGCUCCGCGUUCCUCCCUGAGAGACUGCCGAGAACGCGGAGAUGGAGCCGGCAGCAGACGGAUCGCGGGAACGGGCCGCCCCGCUGGCGGACUCCCGGUUCCGGCUGCCCUUCUUCUUCCCUCGGCGCUCGCGACCAGGCACUUCCGAGUUCCCCGCACCUCCUGCCUCGGAACACUCCGGGGAUCUCAAACUGGCUUCUUGUCCCCCGCCCGAGGCUCGGCGCAGCUCGUGGAUGCAGGUGCUUUCCCAAUUCUUCGCGCCGCUCCCCGGCUUGCUUCAGAAGCUGCUGAUCUGGAGCCAGCUUUUCGGUGGGAUGAUUCCGACCAGAUGGCUAGAUUUUGCUGGAGGCUACAGCGUGCUGAGAGCCCUGAGGGCCCGGGAGGAACCCGCCGCCCCCACGGCGCCGAAAUCUCUGAGUUCGCUGCGGCUCGACCCCUCGGCUGACGCGGCCGCCGUUCCCCUCGAUUGGCUAGAGGAGGGCAUCCACUGGCAGUGCUCGUCCCCAGAUCUAGAAUUGGAACUUAAAGCCAAGGGAGGAACUUUGGACUCCGCGGCCCACGCUUUUCUCCUAGAGCAGCAGCUGUGGGGAGUGGAGCUCCAAGCCAGUCUGUUCUCCGGCCGGGAACUUGGCCCUUCGCCCUCCGGGCCUCUCAACGUUCAGCGCUUAAGCAAUGCCAACGUCGUCUCCUAUUUGCUGAGCCCCUCUUAUCUGGACUGCCUGCCCCGGGUAGAGCUGAGCUAUCAGAGCAGCGUUGGAAGUGGCGAGCUGGUCGAUUUCCAGGCGCUGAGCUCAGAGAGCGGCUGCCUGGAUGAGGUCCCGUCUCAUCCCCAGCCGCUCAACGCGGAGAUGGUUCGCGUCUCGUGGCAGGGAUGUGCGCCUCUCUCUAGAGAAGGGCUGCCCGAAAUCCACCAUCUUCGCAUGAAGCGGCUGGAAUUCCUUCAGCAGGCCAGCAAGGGCCAAGCGUUACCCACCCCUGACCAAGAUCAUGGCUACCACAGCCUGGAGGAGGAGCACAGCCUGCUCCGGAUGGAUCUGAAGCACCGCAGAGAUAGUGCAACACAGUGUGUUCCCGCUGCUGGAGCCGUUCCCGGAACCGCUCAGGAACCCACUGAGGAGAAAAUAGAAUUGUUGACUAAAGAGGUUCCCCUUGCUUUGGAAAGACAGGGCACCUCGGAAGGCUGUCUAUCUUGUGAGGUUCCUACGGAGCAGGAGCCUGGAGAGGACCAAAUAAGUGUAGUUGACUCCUCAGACAUAGACGAUGACCUUCCCACUUCUGCCAGACCAGCCUGUAGCAACAAAUUGAUAGAUUACAUUUUGGGAGGUGCAGCCAGUGACCUGGAAACAAGUUCUGAUUCAGAAGGUGAGGAUUGGGAUGAAGACGCUGAGGAUGAUGGUUUUGAUAGCGAUAGCUCACUCUCAGAAUCAGACCUUGAACAAGACUCAGAAGGGCUCCACCUUUGGAACUCUUUCUAUAGUGUCGAUCCUUAUAACCCCCAAAACUUCACAGCAACAAUUCAGACUUCUGCCAAAAUUCUUCCCAGAGACCCUUCUGGCUCAGAGACGGAUUUGUCUGACAAGUCUAAUCUAGAAAAUCCUCCCUGGACUGCAAGCCUUCCUCAGUCUCCUGACCGUAAUUCUGGAGAAGAAGAUGACUGGGAAUCUAGUGCAGAUGAAGCAGAGAGUCUCAAACUGUGGAACUCUUUCUGUAAUUCCGAUGACCCCUACAACCUUCUAAAUUUUAAGGCUCCUUUUCAAACAUCAGGGAAAAAUUGGGAAGGCUGUCGUGACUCAGAGAGGCCAUCUGAGUCUAUUGUGGCCAUUUCUGAGUGUCACACCUUACUUUCCUGUAAGGUGCAACUGUCAGGGAGCCGAGAAAGUGAAUGUCCAGACUUGGUACAGGGUGGGGUUCUUUCUGGAGAAAGACACACACACAUCCAGAGAAAAAAGGUAACCUUCCUUGAAGAAGUUACUGAGUAUUAUAUAAGUGGUGAUGAGGAUCGAAAAGGACCAUGGGAAGAAUUUGCACGGGAUGGAUGCAGGUUCCAGAAACGAAUUCAAGAAACAGAAGACGCUAUUGGAUACUGCUUGACAUUUGAGCACAGAGAAAAAAUGUUUAAUAGACUCCAGGAAAUGUGCUUCAAAGGACUUAAUGUUUUUGAGCAAUGUUAAGAUGAUGUGACAGCCUCUGGCCCUAGCAAACACUACCUCUUACUUGAGAGGUUUCUUUUAAAAACAAAAAUUGGCAGCUGUCCUUUGACUUUUUUCUUAGAGGAUAUGCAACUUGGAUCCAGUGACCUAGUUUAAUAUAUUUUUUUUUGCAACAUAUCCCACUCAGAAAUGUACAGGUUUGAAGCCAAGCCCUGAAAAUGAAGGAUGAGAUGGUGUGAUUUCUAAUCCUCCUUUUUUGUUUAGUUGGAUUUGUUUUUGAAUGUUGUUUGCUUGCUGAAGUGAAAAGGGGACCUCUUAAGGUGUAGUUUUGCACUUUGAAAACUUAUUUUCUUGGGAAACAAUAUUUAUAGGGUUCGAAGCCCAUUUUUCAUUCUAAUUUAAAUUACGUGUACCUGUCUAAAAACUUUGGGCUCUUUUUUCCCCCUGAACAUUCUGAAAUUAAUGGGCUGUUAUGUUUUCUCUAUAUUUUUUUAUUUCAGUAAUUUGGCCCUUCUACUUCAAGGCUAAGAAAUAAUCUUGUAUGUACUACCAACUUAAAGUACAUUAUCUUGUGUCAUUGUGGUUUUUUUUCUUUCUAAAAAUGACUGGUUGAAAAUGUGUGGUGGGUUUUUAUUUCUAGAUUAAGCUCUACCUAGGAUAUUUCCAAGGACUGCCACAAAACCUAUAUGUGCAGUACUUUCUGUUACUUUGGGAACGCUGCAUAUUUCUGCCAAAUUUUAACAUCUGAUAUACUUAAUUUCUGUGCAAACUCUUUUUUGAAGAAGGUUCUGUAUAUGUUAUUAUAGUUCCCACUUGGGUGGUUCUUUGUGUCUUCAACAGGUAGAAAUUGUUGUAAAAGACUCCAGAAGUAAUAAUUGCAUCAUAGUUGCUUUUAAAUUUAAAAGCUUAGAAUUUUCCUAGGAAGAAGAUAGGAGACAUCUCAGAGCAGUUUAGUCUUGUUGUAUGUGCUCUCAAAAGAGAACCAGUGUUAUUAAUAUCAUGCCUCAGCACCGUCACUUUUAAAACCUGUCAGGAUGGCACUGUGAACUUGGAAAUGGGCAGUUCUUAAUUUUCCAGUUUGAAAUGUAAAAUGUAGACUUCAGUCAAUAUCCAAGUUUAUGAUGUUCUCCUUUUUUAAUAGUGAGAGAAGUAAUGGCAAAGCCUAUAGUUUAAGGAAAUAACUAUAGAUUUAACAAAUAGAAAGUCUUAAUAUCU